Fraxinus pennsylvanica is the source of this 321-nucleotide messenger RNA. The record is from the annotation of a GenBank genome assembly. NCBI's taxonomy places the organism in Eukaryota, Viridiplantae, Streptophyta, Magnoliopsida, Lamiales, Oleaceae.
AUGCCUUCUUCACUCGCCCUCAAGAGAGCUGUUGGUAGCGCAGCUCUGUUCAACCGCCUCUUGAACCCCAUCCAACUCUGUUCGGUGGCUCCCUACAAUACCAACGCUGAAAUGACUCCUUAUGGUUGGUUGUUGACCGCCUUGACUCGAAAAAUUAUUGGUUCUUGUUCAGAUGCCUUUGAUCCCUUCUUCCCUACAAGUAGUUUGAGCCAAGUCCUGAACAUGAUGGACAACCCCUUCAUGUCGGCAGGCUGUGGAAGGGGAGUUGGGGCCGGAAUAAGGAGGGGAUGGGAUUUGCCAAGUAGACAUGCCUGGACUUGA